AUGCGAGCUCGCGAUGCAUUGGAGAAACCGACUCAACUUAUGGAGAAGGCUGUCUCGUUGAGAGCAACAUUUCUACAGACCCCUCAUACAUCGCCUUCCAAAUCUCGCGAGAGUUGGGAGGAGCACAACCAAAGCAUUGCAAAAUUCGUCGCUUCAUACGAAUAUCUGAAAAAUUCUUUGGAUGAUCUGUCCAAGCGAAGCCAAGAUUUACAGUUUACUGGGAUGCCCCCAUCGUUAUCAUUCCAGCAGACUAAAGAUGCUCUGCAAGAAAGGUGGAAGGAGUGGAAGAACGAGUCCUCACAGAUACAGGUUGCGGAAUUACUAUGGUACCAUAAGGCUCUGGUCAAGCGACACAGAGAGCUAGACCGAAUAGCGGAUACAAAAAUCCCUGCUGAGAUCGACACCAUGCCUGCUCAAGCCAGUACUAUCAAAGCGGAACCGGAUUCUUUUCCUGCAACCGAAAUGGGAACGGUACCUUGUCAUCCGUAUGAGACUAGAAGGCAAUUAACCCAGUACCAAACAAUCUCACCAAGACCAACCCAGCCUGAAACAGGAUCGUCCUCCCUCGGCAAUCAAAGCAAUGCCCGUUCUGUGGUACAGUCACCUUACUGCAACGUCUAG
Molecule: messenger RNA, 621 nt
Organism: Kwoniella shivajii
Lineage: Eukaryota; Fungi; Basidiomycota; Tremellomycetes; Tremellales; Cryptococcaceae
Exons: 1
Coding region: 1-621 (206 amino acids)
Source: RefSeq, a predicted model, not a curated record